This is a messenger RNA of Rhinocladiella mackenziei CBS 650.93, 2247 nucleotides long. RefSeq lists its product as uncharacterized. The coding region runs from base 1 to 2247 and encodes 748 amino acids. Gene Ontology annotation, biological process: translational initiation. The transcript is spliced from 6 exons. NCBI's taxonomy places the organism in Eukaryota, Fungi, Ascomycota, Eurotiomycetes, Chaetothyriales, Herpotrichiellaceae. Gene Ontology annotation, cellular component: cytosolic small ribosomal subunit. The record is from RefSeq and is a predicted model, not a curated record. Gene Ontology annotation, molecular function: protein binding; translation initiation factor activity; tRNA binding.
AUGUCCCUUACUACCCAGUUCGCCUUCCGGACUCUCAAAGGUAUCGGCGUGGUCAACGGUGCACCAACAUAUGAGCCACUUCCCGCGUUUCAGAGACCGGAAGGAAAUCUCCGUUGCUGCGCCUACUCACCUUGUGGUCGGUACUUUGCAUGGGCCUCUCCUGAACAGGUCAACAUCAUAAACGCCGAUACCGGGGCAAUAAUCUCCUCUCUUCCGGCCGAGAAUGUUUUCGAAUUAGGCUUCUCGCCUUUGGGCACCUACAUUAUUACAUGGCAACGCCCCUCCAAAGACGAAAACGGUGAUGCGGUUAGGAACCUCAAAGUCUGGCUGGUCAUUGAUGAAAAGGCGACGGCAGAAGGUGUCGAAAAAGAGGCGAUUGCCCGGUUUGUUCAAAAGUCCCAGACAGGUUGGAACUUGCAGUACACCUACGACGAAGCAUUUUGCGCGAGAGUGGUCACAAAUGAAGUCCAAAUCUACCAGAGCCAUGACUUGACAACUGUCUGGAAUAAGAUCCGGGUCGAAGGUGUGGCGGAUUUUGCGGUUUCACCAGGAAAGAAUCACGCCAUUGCAGUCUUUGUGCCCGAAAGAAAGGGACAACCAGCUGCCGUCCGAGUCUACAAUGUGCCCAACUUCACUACUCCAAUAUCUCAGAAAAACUUCUUCAAGGGAGACAAAGUCCAACUGAAAUGGAAUGAUAAUGGUACUUCUUUGAUUGUCUUGGCUCAGACAGAAGUGGAUAAAACCGGCAAGAGUUACUACGGAGAGACCACACUUUAUCUGCUCAGUGCAAAUGGUGGGGUCGACUCGAGGAUCGAUCUGGACAAAGAGGGACCGAUUCAUGACGUCUCCUGGUCGCCCAAGUCGAACAGCUUCGCUGUGGUCUACGGUUACAUGCCGGCGAAAACUGUCAUUUUCAAUGCCAAAGCACAGUCAGUCCAUACAUUUCCUCUCGGACCGCGAAAUACUGUCCUCUUUUCCCCACAUGGUCGUUUUGUGCUUGUGGCCGGUUUUGGGAACCUUGCCGGACAGAUGGACAUCUAUGAUUUGGAGAAACACUUCACCAAAAUCUGUACCAUCGAAGCAAGCAAUGCCAGUGUGUGCGAAUGGUCACCCGACGGUAUACAUGUCCUGACGGCAACUACCUCGCCCCGCCUCCGAGUUGACAAUGGUAUUCGCAUUUGGCAUGCCAGUGGCCCGUUGAUGUACAACGAGGACAUGAAUGAGUUGUACCAUGUCUGCUGGAGACCACAGCCGUCAUCAUCAUUUCCGCUGGCCGCCAAUCCAUUCUCUCCAACUCCAGCGCCCCACAGCAGUGCCACGGAAUACAUGGCCGCACGCAAAACACCCAGCAAACCUGCGGGAGCGUAUCGACCACCAGGUGCGAGAGGUCAAGUCACCCCCCUGGCUUUCAAACGUGAGGAUGAGGGAGGGGCUGCGUUUGUUCGUGACGGCGUGUCGUCAUUUCCCAGCAACGCCAAUGGAUUUGGUAAACCACGUCAACGCAUUGUCCCAGGAUCUGAAUUUGUGGAAGAAAAAACCCCUCUGCCGCCUGGGGCGGCUCCUGGGGGUGGUGUCAGCCUAACAGGUACUGGAGAAGGAGCAGAUGGAGAGCCGAUGUCAAAGGCGGCUAAGAAGAACGCAAAGAAACGAGAGGCGAAGAAAGCUGCGGCCGCUGCCGCACGUGAACAGGCAGCGGCAGGUAACCUUGUCCCUGACCAACAACAAGCGGGAGGAAGGGGAAAGAGUCCCAGUCGAAGUCCGGAUGGCCGUGGUCAUCAACGCAGUCGAAGCAGAAAUUAUGUCCCUGCCCCAGGUCUUGAACCGCCAACUGGCCCUAAGAAGGAGCGCAGUCGGAGCAACAGCAGAAGACAACAUGGCGAUAUUACGAACUCGGUUAAUAGCCAGGCUAAUGGUACCCCCAAAGGACCUGGAAAUGCUCAAGGAACACCCAAUCAGAAGCCUCGUGCUACCGCACCUACAAAUAUUAACACGACUGCACAGAUCCCGCCGCCGCCUCCGGUACCACAGGGACAGGUCCCGCCAGAGUUGGAGGUUACUAGCCCGAUGACUCCUGGAGGCAAUCCCCAAGACAAAAAGAUCCGUGGUCUUUUGAAAAAGAUCCGAGCGAUCGAGGAUUUGAAGAUGCGGUUUGCCGGAGGCGAAAAGUUAGAAGAUACCCAGAUGAGGAAGAUUGCUAGUGAGGAUGCUGUGAGAAAAGAAUUGGUGGCUCUAGGAUAUAAUGGAUGA